AUGGAAUCCGGCAUUAGAGACAUUGUGAAUGGAAAUGAGUGUCACCCUGCCGUUCUGAAAGCAUUCUCCAAUCAGUCUCCAGAAUCUGAAAGGUGUGAAAGCGUGGAACUAAAUAUUGCAAUCAGGAAACAAAUCCAGGAGAACAGCAUGUCACAGAUGGAAAAGGAUUCAAUUUCAAAACAGCCAGAUCCUUAUCAUAGUAGUUUAUGUUCCUUAAAGUAUGCACAUGGUCUACUGGAUGAUAUUUUUUCCUUAAGGCCACUUCUGUGCUGUUUGAAGACAUUUUUAUUUCAUUUUCCCCAAGAAUAUGAGAGGGGUAACCCUGAUUUUCCAUUAGUAAAACCUAAGUAUUAUACGAAAACGAGGAAACAGGACAACAUGUCUAUUAAGGAAUAUGAACAAAGAAUACGUGUGUUAGAAAACCAGAAAGAAGAGCUGCUGGACGUUAAUAAACAGUGGGACCAACAGUUUAGAAGAAUGAGGCAGAUUUAUGAAAAAAAGGUUGCAGAACUGAAAAUGAAACUAUCGUCAUGUCAGCACAAUGCCAAAAAAGAUCAGGAUUUACCUUAUAUGGAAACUGCAGAUAAAGAUUUGAGGAAAAAGUGCUGUCUCUACACGAGAUCUAAUGAUCUGCUCAACACUGAACUGCGAGAGACAAAAGAGGAAAAUCAGCUAUUAAGAAAACAAAAUGCUCUGUAUAACAGAAGCAGAGAGCACUAUGAACAGGAAAUAACGCGUCUCAAUAGGGCUCUCUCAGAUGCUGUGAAUAAAGACAAUUUCCAGGCUACACAACAAGGUGUGAAUGCGUCUGUAAGCAGCAGUGAAUAUGGGGACAUGAGGACACAGAUUGAAGUACUCAAGCAGCAGAUCCAGAUAUAUGAAGAAGACUUUCAAAAAGAAAGAGCUGACAGACAAAGAAUCAGUGAGGAGAAAGAGGGAUUAUUGAAAAUGAAUGAGAAGCUGAAAAAACAGAUUGUGAACUAUAAUCCUAAGUGUCAAUCGAAACCAUGCCUGUGACGGACAUUGGCAUGAAUGUUGGGAAUGUCUACUCCCAACAUUUGGAUGUGCUGCUACCUACAGAAACGCACCACUUGCAUCCAAUUGUGAACAUCUGACAGAUGCAUUUGACUUUCGACUGCAGAUUCUGUAAGCAAAGAUGGCCAUACGUGGGAACUUCCGGGGUUCAACCUAGGGUCUCCAGAUGAAGCUCUGCAUUCCUGGGUCUCCGAGUCAGUUUCCUCUUUCUCUGGGUGGGGUGUGGUGUUUGACCAUGCCUACUCCACACCCACUUCUCCUCCUACUCCACACCCACUUUAGGCCAUCUGGGGCUGUCCCUAGGUACAACUAGCCCUCACUCCACACAUGGCUAGCGUUAUCCACAUGAAACCAUUCCCCUAGAAGAGAGAGAUUUUGGUAAUAUA
Spea bombifrons (plains spadefoot toad) is the source of this 1421-nucleotide messenger RNA. It is a transcript of the gene TNIP3, whose product is annotated as TNFAIP3 interacting protein 3. Gene Ontology annotation, biological process: regulation of transcription by RNA polymerase II; cellular response to lipopolysaccharide. NCBI's taxonomy places the organism in Eukaryota, Metazoa, Chordata, Amphibia, Anura, Pelobatidae. The record is from RefSeq and is a predicted model, not a curated record. The transcript is spliced from 12 exons. Bases 1 to 1017 code for a protein of 338 amino acids.